AGUCAGCAUACCUAUUUAUUAAUUUCGUUUACCUCUAACCUAAAUUUUCUUCAAAUUAUCAAUUAAAACACGAUAAUAAAGUUUAAAAAUGGCGAGUAGCAGACUGGAAAGAAUAGGCACCAUUUUUACAAGAGUAGAGGGCCUGAUCACUCGCAGUGCAAUGAAGGCAGACGACCGACCGCUGUGGUUCGACAUCUACAAGCGGUUCCCUCCGCUCACUGAACCCAAAUUCGCUAAGCCGUUGCCGGAAGUCAAACCCAUUAGGCCUAUUCUGUAUGAAGAAGAUGUUGUUAGAGCGAAAUUCCAUUCUGCCGGACAAGGCUAUGGCGCAAUCAACAUGCUCAGUCCAACGGGAGAAACACCCAUAAAGAAGCUAGUGAAACAAUACGAGAAGUUGAAGUCUGAAGGCGUCCCAGAGACCGAGCUAGUUGAGAAGGCUUCCGCAGCGGUUGACACGCAGUAUGCCCAACGACAACAAGAGGCUGCACAACAAAAAACGAUCGUCAAAAACCCAGAUUCAGUAACAGCGCAAGUUCUGGCAGAAGCAGACUUAAAAAUAUUUUCAAUGAGAAAUGAAUUAGUUUACUGUAGAAAAUAAAUAGUCUAGAUAAUUUGUAAUGGUGGUUAGAAAUAAAUAUUAUGUUUCAGAUUGC
Messenger RNA from Leguminivora glycinivorella, 653 nucleotides. RefSeq names its product probable 28S ribosomal protein S23, mitochondrial (gene mRpS23). The record is from RefSeq and is a predicted model, not a curated record. Gene Ontology annotation, biological process: translation. The transcript has 3 exons. Lineage: Eukaryota; Metazoa; Arthropoda; Insecta; Lepidoptera; Tortricidae. Gene Ontology annotation, cellular component: ribosome; mitochondrion. Gene Ontology annotation, molecular function: structural constituent of ribosome. Bases 89 to 598 code for a protein of 169 amino acids.